GGCUUCAGUUUAUGUUCAUCACAACAGUAACUGACAGUAGAUCCCAAUGUAUUUUGCAAAACGAAACCAAAUCUUACUAAUUGAGAAAAAGAAGACGGAAUAAAAUAAGCUGCUGGGCUAGCCAGGUUAUACAUCUUGAACAAUCAGGUUCUUAAUAGCGUCAAGACGCAGUGAAUGUCAGCUCAGCAGCAGCUGAGAUCAGAGGUGGUUCUAAUUUGGAAUGGAGAAACCUCACUGUCAACACCCGUCUUCUACAUGCAGCCGGUAUAGGUAAUCCUGUGAUGGGGAUGCCGGUGUAGACCACGCCAUGGCCCAUUUUGACACUGAGUACCAACGCCUGGAGGCGUCCUACAAUGACUCUCCACCGGGAGAGGAGAAUCUGCUGGUCCAUGUUCCAGAGGGAUCGAAAUCUCAAUGGCACCAUAUAGAGAACCUGGACCUCUUCUUCCAGAGAGUUUAUAAUUUGCACCAGAAGAAUGGCUUCACAUGUAUGCUGCUUGGAGAGAUAUUUGAACUUGUGCAAUUGGUGUUUGUUGUUGCCUUCACUGUAUUUCUGGCAAACUGCGUGGACUAUGAUAUCCUCUUUGCGAACAAAAUGGUGAACCAUACGGACUCUUCCAAAGUGACUCUUCCAGAUGCAUUUCUGCCCGUAGACGUGUGUAGUGCCAGGAUCCGUGAUAAUGUUUUUGUCAUUUUCAUCAUGGUGAUCUCCGGAGUCUUCUGGCUUCAUAGGCUUAUCAAAUUCAUCUAUAACAUUUGCUGCUACUGGGAGAUCCGCUCGUUCUACACCAGUGCACUGAAGAUGUCUAUGGCGGAUUUGCCGUAUUUUACCUGGCAGGAGGUUCAGGCGCGCAUCGUGGAGAUCCAGAAGGAGCACCAGAUCUGCAUCCACAAGAAGGAGCUGACGGAGCUGGACAUCUACCACCGCAUCCUGCGCUUCAAGAACUACAUGGUGGCCAUGGUCAACAAGUCCCUGCUGCCCGUGCGUUUCCGCCUGCCCGCGCUGGGCGACGUCGUCUUCUACACGCGCGGGCUCAAGUACAACUUCGAGCUCAUCUUCUUCUGGGGCCCCGGCUCCCUGUUCGAGAACGAGUGGAGCCUGAAGCCGGAGUACAAGCGCGGCGGGAACCGGCUGGAGCUGGCCGACAAGCUGAGCUCGCGCAUCCUGUGGAUCGGCGUGGCCAACCUGCUGCUCUGCCCCGUCAUCCUCAUCUGGCAGAUCCUGUACGCCUUCUUCAGCUACACGGAGGUGAUCAAGCGGGAGCCGGGCAGCCUGGGCGCGCGGUGCUGGUCGCUGUACGGCCGCUGCUACCUGCGCCACUUCAACGAGCUGGACCACGAGCUCAUGUCGCGCCUCAGCAAAGGAUACAAGGCCUCCUCCAAGUACAUGAACUGCUUCAUGUCGCCGCUGUGCACGGUGGUGGCCAAGAACGUGGCCUUCUUCGCCGGCUCCAUCCUGGCCGUGCUCAUCGCCCUCACCAUCUACGACGAGGACGUGCUGGCCGUGGAGCACGUGCUCACCAGCAUCACCCUGCUGGGCGUCUGCAUCACCAUCUGCAGGUCCUUCAUCCCAGACAAACACCUGGUGUUCUGCCCAGAGCAGCUGCUGAAGGGGAUCCUGGCGCACAUACACUACAUGCCUGACCACUGGCAGGGGAGCGCCCACCGCUACGAGACCCGCGAUGAGUUCUCCCAGCUCUUUCAGUACAAAGCCGUGUUCAUCCUGGAGGAGCUGCUCAGUCCGGUGAUCACGCCCUUCAUCCUCAUCUUCUGCCUCCGCCGCAAGUCGCUGGAGAUCAUCGACUUCUUCCGCAACUUCACCGUGGAGGUGGUUGGGGUGGGAGACACCUGCUCCUUCGCCCAGAUGGACGUCCGUCAGCACGGACACCCUGCGUGGAUGUCAGCGGGGAAGACGGAGGCCUCCAUCUACCAGCAGGCGGAGGACGGGAAGACGGAGCUGUCCCUCAUGCACUUCGCCAUCACCAACCCCCAGUGGCAGCCGCCGCGCGAGAGCACGCACUUCAUCAGCCAGCUGAAGGAGAAGGUGCAGCGCGAGGCCAUCGGGGGGCAGCAGGGAGCCCUGGCCGAUAAUCACAUCUUCACCUCCAUCCAGUCCAUCCAGUCAGAGUCUGAGCCUCACAGCCUGAUUGCUAACCUCCUGGUGGGACCUCCAUCCCUGGCAUCCCUGCAUUUGGGGAGGGACGGCUCAGUGGCCAAUCACACGUCAGGCGUGGGCGUGGGUGGCGGCUCAGUGGCCAAUCACGCGUCAGGCAUGGGCGGGAGCGACGCGGCUUCGGCCCUGCGCUCCCUCUCUCCUCUCAGCACCAGCCAGCACCUCCGCGGGAGCUUCACCUCCAGCCGCCCGUCCCGCAGUGACACCACCGGGGGCAGAGCCAUGGCAGGGUCAGGCACUGAUGCCCGGACGGCCAGCUCCGGCAGCAGCGCGUGGGAGGGUCAGCUGACCAGCUUGGUCCUGUCGGAGUACGCCUCCACGGAAAUGAGCAUCCACGCCCUCUACAUGCACGAGCUCCACAAGCAGCAGUCGCGGGGCGAGCUGUCCCGCCACACCUGGCACAGGGAGGACAGCGACGAGAGCAGCGAGAGCGCCCCGGACGACGGCGACGCCCCCCGCGGCCUCCCGCGCUCCAACACCUUCCCCCGCGCCGCCGCCGCCCACCAGGAGGAGGCGCCGCUGCAGAGCAGCGCCCAGCGCCGCUAUGGGGGAACCAUAGACUCACUCGGAGGGGGGCCUAGGACUGCCCCGAGACAGUCCCGCCUCCCCAUGGGUGGCUGGGCUGAGGAGGCCCAGGCAGGGAGGCACCAUGACCCUGUCCCAGAGGAGGGCUCUGAGGACGAGCUCCCACCACACAUCCACAAGGUGACAUAACUGACAAACAGGACUUUUUCCAUUUAAUAUUUAAGUAAGAAGGAUUCGCUGCUACCUUCCUCAGACAAACAUCCCCCCUUUCAAAACGUAGACCCAUUUAAAACAAUGAUUGUACUAUACCCAGGAAAUCUUAACGUUGCUUUUUGGCAUUCUUUCUCCCAUCUCAUAAGACACUGGAAAAAAUCCUUAUUUUUCAUCACAACAGAGAAGCAGGCUGAACAUGUUCUGUACAGACGAAUGGACGCUGCUCUCUGUGACUCGAGACAUGCAGCCUGACUUCAGUGCCAAACGAGACAAAGUCAAUGUCAAUACAGUGCUCUUCUUUCUAAGUCUUUUUCCCCCAAACUACAGUGACAUAUAGUGGAAACUGAAGGACAAAGGAAACUAAUAACAUCCUGCUCAAACCAUAACUGCUGUGUCUCGUCUGCUUACAUUGGGCUAUAUCUUGUGACCAAACCGCUAAAACCCAUUGAAUAAUGCAUCCAGUUUAGGUCAGUGCAUCUGUUUAUGGUUUGUACUGAGGAGCUUAACCAAGGAAUAAUUAACUAGGACCAGAUUCAUAUUAAUUGCACAUUGAACUUAAUCCUUAAAUUUGAGUAACAAAUUAUACGAAACUCUGGCUUUUUUUAUUUUUGUGUAUGAGAUAUGAAUUAGGUAGUUGCAGAACUACGUGAACAAGACUAGGCAAGCCAGGUUCGGCUGGGCCCUGGAUACAGCCUGUGGGGAACAUAGUCUGUCAGAAACAGGAACCUUUGACCCAUCAAUUUUGUCCCUCAGGAUCCGGCAAAAAUGAUGUACAAGAAUAGACAGAAUGUUAAAACCUUGACUAAAUAUGUUACACAAAUUUAAGGACAGAGAGGCACUAGGGUUAGAGUGAGUGAGCCAGUGUGUGUUUCCUACCAGAUUGUGACUAGGAACAUCGGAGGAAGGUGUAAAUUAUACAACACAUUUUGUCCCAGUCAUUCAGACUCCGUCCAAAUGAAUGUGCUCUGUUCCCAUUGUAAUAAUACAUACUGCAUUCUAUCUCAAAAUUCACAAAUAUUUCUUGUCAACAAGGUAGCAGGGAGAAAAAAGAAUGUGCAAAUAAAAAAAUAUACGUUUAACAGUCCUGUCAAUUUAAGAAUGCAAAACAAUAGUUCUUAUUUUAUUAUCGGCUUGUUAGCAUGGAGGGUUGAAGAUAUUAUUGCUAUUGUUAGCAGGCUGGUACUGUGGCUGCCUGACAGCAAGCUUUUUUAUAGUAAGGGAAUUGAACACUGAUAAUGAGAAGCAAUCACAGUAGCACUUUAUUACACCUGAAAUUCUUCAGAUAGUUUGUUUUCUUAUUUGCAAUAAAAUCAUUUUAAUAUUGAACCCUUCUGGUGAUAUGACAGCUCAGACCCAUUUUGGUAAAGAAAUACUCCAAGUGUACUCAUGACACAAUAUUUAUGUUUAUGAAAUUAAGACUGUACCCCUCUCCUCAGCAUGUAUCUUAUUUGGCAAAGAGCACUGAUUUUAACAUUUAUGAAUGUGCCAUAUUAAGCCAGGAAGCAUUAUAAAAUGGCCCUCAUCCUGCAAAGGUUUUAUGGUGAAGGGCACACUAGUCUGGAUUGUGAGCCAGUAAGACACUGUAAAAUAUCCCAGCAAAAUGCUAGUAAAGAUAACCUUCUGCACUUAAUGCGCAUGUUCCUGGCUGUUUGCACCUGUUUAAAAUAAUGCACUUUACUUUACAUUUUUAAUAUCCAAAGGAUAUCUAUUAUGAAUGAUCUUUGGUUGUUAAAUUCUAAACUUUUUGUGUAGUUUGGUUAUGAUGUUUUAAUAACUUUUGUACCAAGGGGUGCGCCAUAUUUGAGGUUUUGUAGUUAGAAUUGGUUUUGGAGUAUCAUGGUCUUGUAUGUUCAGUAGGAUAAAAGCACAGAAGAGUGUUUUGGAUUGCUUCAGAAUGUAAAGGCUUAACAUCCAUUUUCAGCACUGUAAAAAGAAUAUGCAAUAUUUCAAAGCAACUUGCUUCGGAUAAUUUUGUAUUUUUAAGCUUAACUAUUUAAGUCAUUAUGGCAACUAGAAUUCAUUAGUCAUUUUGUUCAAAACUUUUGUUAAGUUUUUCUAACUAUUAAAUGUAUGUUUUCUGAACUAAUGAAUGUUAGUUGGCAUAGUCUUAACUCAAAAUUUUAAAAUCUAAGCUGAAUACUAACAAAAAUUAUUGAAGCAAUUGCUGUCUUGAAAUAUUGAGCAUUCAGAACAUUUUUUUACAGUGAGAUUACACAAACCGUAUCCUUUUAUGGUGCAGUUUGCUUUGAGGAAAAUGUAAAGUUAAUUCUUUUCUUUUUCAUUGCAAUGUGCACUCUCUACUGACAGGUCAUGGGAAAGUAUGCGUUGUGUACAUAGAUGAAAACAUGCCUCACAGAGAUUGGUGUGCUUUACUUCAUUUACUGCAAAAACCUUACCAAAUGUUAUCACAGGGAAGAGUUUGUCCUGGUCCAACUCUUGUUAGCUGAAGAUAGAAGAGUGUAUGAGGAUCAUGUGAGGCGUGGUAGUCACUCAUUCCAGAUAUGUUAAACCACUCUUCGUGGAGCUCUUUGAAACAUAAUGUUCAGAACUGUACAGAUUAAUUCCCUAUGUACAGCCCAGUUUUCUCACAGACAUACUCUGUGUUGAACUCAACUUCUCUGUGUGUUGUGUAGAAUGAUGCCCAAAUACAUGCAUGCCCUUUCUCCUUUAGCCCACAGUGGUAGUACAUGCUCAAAUACCACAUACCUUGUCAUCCCCAAGCAUAAUCUUCAUGGUUUGCGUGAGUCUCAGUAGAACUGUGCAUACUUUGUUCUGUUGUUUUUGUUUUAUAGACUGAAGUUAUGUAUGAUAUAUUUUGUACAGUUGUAAAGCCAUUAAUAAAAUGUAUUUAAUAAGUUAA
This is a messenger RNA of Anguilla rostrata (American eel), 5771 nucleotides long. It is a transcript of the gene atg9a, whose product is annotated as ATG9 autophagy related 9 homolog A (S. cerevisiae). The coding region runs from base 308 to 2887 and encodes 859 amino acids. Gene Ontology annotation, biological process: protein localization to phagophore assembly site; autophagy of mitochondrion; nucleophagy. The transcript has 16 exons. Gene Ontology annotation, cellular component: autophagosome; phagophore assembly site. NCBI's taxonomy places the organism in Eukaryota, Metazoa, Chordata, Actinopteri, Anguilliformes, Anguillidae. The record is from RefSeq and is a predicted model, not a curated record.